AAAAAAAAGGCGCUAGAGAAAAUGCCAGAAAUUAUUGUUGGGCAUUUCCUUCUCUGACAAUUGGGAUAGUCUCUCUUCCUGACAAACCAAUCAACCCCAUUCUCCAUAUCCACUGAACUUUCUGUAUUGGAUUUGAGCCACUUGGUUUCAUUACAAAGAAUGCUCUUUUACCGCUUCUAAUAUAUUACUUGACAGUUAAGGCGGUUGCUCUUCAAAACUUAUCUUGAUUGCUCAUUUUCUCCCAAAGAUUUUCCGACAAGUCUGAGAUGGGCCGCCGGGAGGUCGCCGCCGGGUCUGCUUCCAUCUCCGCUGAAUCCAGCUUCCGCAAACUUGACGAUGUCUUCUUACAGACUCAGACGAGGAUAUGGCUAAGUGAAGUUCUGAAUGUGAGCCUGUUGAAUGAAGAGUUACCCAUUUCUGAUUUGCUCGCUGAUGGAGAAAUUCUGUACGAGGUGUCUAAAGUUAUAUGGGACAUGUUGUUGGCAAAGACUCCAGAGCUUAGGCAUAUAAAAUAUAAACCACUUCAUUCCCAGAAAAGCAGUGGGAGGUUCAGGCCAUAUUCUAAUGUUGACUCAUUUCUAAAGAUUUGCAAAAUUCUGGGAUUGAAUAGCAUUGAUCUCUUAUCCCCAUCAGAUGUUGUGGAAAGAAGAAAUGCUCGAAAAGUUUGCAUUUGCAUAAGGACAGUGUCAAAGAAAGCCAGGUCAAAACAUUUAAAGGUUCCUGACUUUGAUAUGGUAACAUAUACUGUUUCUAUGCCAAAAGAUAUGGUGGGUUGCAUCAGAAGAAGCUGGGAAACAUCACAACAUAGUGUUUCAAGUUCCUCUAGUUACUGUUCAUAUAAAGAUCAUCAAAGACGGAAAGUUAGGGAGUAUGAUUCUUGGUCAGAAGAAUCUGAUGAAGCAGAAAGCAAGUACAAUGGAAAGCAUCAUUGGAUUUCAGAUCGUGACAAUUCACCCGGAGCAGAGAGCAGAACAAAGCAGAGAAUGUUUCACUCACAUAAAGUCAACUUCGACCGUGUUGACUGUAGUCCGGGGAGUUAUGCAUCUGUGCAGGACUCUAAUUUUGAAAAUGAAGAAGGAAACUAUAUAUCUGAUUAUCUAGCAUUUUCAGACUCAGUUAUUUGUGGAACUGAUGGAAAUGGCCCUGUUUUGUUGGAAGGGGAAGAUAAUAAUAUUUUUAACUUUUUUACGGGUAAAGAUUCCUGUUGGUCAAAGACUGGUCAACGUGUAUUGGAUUCCGAUGAUACUGACGACCUGGAGGUAUCGUCCACGGCUAGCAUGAGCUCUUUAUUAGGAAGGGUGCUUAAUUUGGAAUAUGAUGACCGAUUUGACUUAGAUGGCUCUUUAAAUGGAGAAUCCCAUAAUGAGAUGCUGGAUAAUGGUGUGGUGACUAAAUACGAAACAUAUCAUAAAUCUGGCAAGGUAUACUCAGUUGAUUUGGAGGAAAGAUGCCUUAGUGGUUUUCAGAGUAGGGAAAUGGAUAGUAACAAUCAGAAUUUGGCCAUUCCUUCAAUUUCUUGUGAAGCUGUAGCAAAAAAGCUGCCGCAUUCACUUUCUGCUGUCAAAGAAUCAAAAGAUGAUUCAUCUGUUCCUCCUCCGUGCACCGAGUUCCCUAAUGAGGUUGACGGAAAGCUUAGAGACACGGGCCUUGUGGCAGAAAAGGUAUCACGUGAGGAAGACAAGAGAGAUGAUGAUGGAGUGUCGAAUGAAAAGGUGCGGCCAAUGCCAUUCCUGCUGCACACGGUUGCUGGAGGAACUGCAAUUUUUGGUUUCAUGUUUCUGCUGCUUCAUCAUCUUAGGAGAAGAGGCGACGAGAAAAGUGAUGCAAACCGGAAACCGCCCCCAAACAAGAAGUUUGUAGGCAGGGAUAUCUCUUACAAGAAUGGACGCAGUGAAAUCAGUAAAGAGAGGAUUUAUCCUGCAGAAAAACUGAAGUUCAAGAACUAAUAAGCCUCCUCAAGUUCUGUAGACACUUUAUUAGCAUCCACCACAGUGAAUGUAUUAAAUUACCUCAGUUCUGUUAUUAUCCUGAGAUUUUUUUUUUAAAUUUUCCUCAGGGAACUACUUAAAUUUUAUAUGUUGGUAGAGCUAGUUUGUACUUGUACAGUUUUACACUUAUACUGUUUGGUGAUGGUGCUAUACGUUCCAAAACUGAAAAUAUAGAAUAUUCCCAGUUGGAUUAUUUUCGUAUUUUUUUCAUUUUUACUGUCGAUAA
Cuscuta epithymum is the source of this 2214-nucleotide messenger RNA. The record is from the annotation of a GenBank genome assembly. NCBI's taxonomy places the organism in Eukaryota, Viridiplantae, Streptophyta, Magnoliopsida, Solanales, Convolvulaceae.